AGUUGUGUAUUUUAAGAUCUUGUCAUAUCGGCGUUCAGCGUACCAUACGCGCCAUUUGUUUCACUGACUGUCGAAUCAGACUGUUUGAUUUACCCUUUUCAGAUUUUAAAAAUAUACCAUGGCUGAAGGAAACUUCAGAAACGGAUCCCUUCUAGAAUCAGAGGAAAAUAACGGGGGAAACACUGAUGUAGAAGAGGGGCACACUGAUAUUGGGAUUGAAAAUAAUAGAAUUGAAGAGGUGAAUCCUGAUUUAAACGAUGAUCCCACUGGUGACACGGGACCAAGUGAGUCAGAUGAUCCCACUGGUAACACAGGACACAGAGUGUUAGAUGAUCCCACUGGUGAAGCAGGACCCAGAGAGUUAGAUGAUCCCACUGGUGACACAGGACUCGGAGAGUCAGAUGAUUCCACUGGUGACACAGGACCCAGAAAAUCAGAUGAUCCCACUGGUGGCACAGGACCCAGAGAGUCAGAUGAUCCCACUGGUGAAACAAGACCCAGAGAGACAGAUGAUGUCACGGGUGACACAGGACUUGUAGAGUCGGAUGGUUCAUCAGAAGAUAGUCCGGACGGCUUCUGCUUUGUUUACCUUGACAAAAAAACAAAUACUGCCACAAUAGACGAAGUCAACGAAAAUACAGCAAACGGCCCUGACGACGAAGAAACACAGGGUGAAGAUGACGAUGGGGAAAUUUCACAGCCAGAGGAGGACUCCCAUGACACUGACGGAUUCGAUGGCGCGAAUAAUCAGCGUGGAAAACGCAACACCGGAUAUAGACUUGGUAUCCUGAUUUUGUGUUUAAUUUUAACGUGGUUUACAUUAAAUCAAAUGGAUGAUCAAUUCAUUACUCCGUCUAACUCUCAUCGCUUACAAACAGCUACUCCGAUUGAUAUUGUGGAGGCAACUAAUGAAAGAUUACCGAAUACAAAUUACGUAAACCCAGUGGAAGAAACACAAAAUCAAAAUAUGCGAGCGGGUCUGUGUUUUUCUGGGUCACAGCAUGAUUACCAGUUCUGUAAUGCUCCCAGCUCUACGCUGCCUAUGAACAUACCGCAGCUGAUGAUUGAGGAGGGUCGCUACACAAUACAGAGCUUAUGUCCUGACGACGAACAGGCCGUAGACCAAUCAAAUGAACAGGAAAGGGGUAUUCAAGGUUUAUGUCCAGGUGGUGACAGUGCAGAGGGUGGCCCGAUAAACACGUGCAGUCUUGACAACUGGUUGAACAUGGUGUAUACACAACUGGAUAAUUGCCCAUGUUUACUUCGUGAGGUGAGACGUCUUGCUGAUGACGGAAUUCCCCUGUUUGUGAAUCUUGUUGAGUCCCAUCGGCUAUGGAAGAAAGGCCAUAUAUCAGAGGCCAAGUGGAAGCUAUGUGGAAAUCACGACAUGCGCUCAAGUGAACCUCAGAGAAUUCUGACGUUGUUGGAGUCUCAACUUACUCAUUGCUUCAACACGGUGAACGGAUCGAACGGCCUCGUGCAAUUACCGCAUGUAAUUCUACAAGGGCAAAGAGACAACGGAAGUGAAUGGCAAGAUAUAGCCGAAGCAGUCUCCGCCUAUGAGACAAGGGCAGAGCAGGUGAUGGUGUUUCCUAGACCGCCUGUUUUCCUGUCGCUACUGUUGGCGAAUCUCGGUAGUUUCCAGGAGGAUUCACACCGUAUCAGCCCAAACAUAACCUUUGCUGGUGAAAGGUAUUACCUGGCCGCUGUUACGUACACUGUGCCUGGACCUACGACAGAUAUUCAACAUUUGGUGUCGAGAGUUUUUGUGCCAAAUAGGGAAUUUUCAGCUGAUGGCUUACCACAGGGAAGCUGGUGGUUUUACAGCAACAUGGGAGAGGGGCGGCUUGUUCGGUUAACGUACCCUCACUGUUAUAGGAUCAGCAUGGCACAUUACGUAAGGGUUUUUAGAUCUGAUCAGCAAGAUUGGGCACAAGCAACCCAGAGAGAAGAAGUAACAGAUUGGCGUACAGACGAAGUACAAACUGAACAUGUACAUGGGGAACAAUCUGAACAUGUACAAGAGGAUGGGGAACAACCGGAACAUGUACAAGGGGAUGGGGAACAACCGGAUCAUGUACAAGGAUAUGGGGAACAACCGGAACAUGUACAAGGGGAUUGGGAACAACCGGAACAUGUACAAGGGGAUGGGGAACAACCGGAUCAUGUACAAGGAGAUGGGGAACAACCGGAACAUGUACAAGGGGAUUGGGAACAACCGGCACAUGAACAAGGGGAUGGGGAUCAACCGGAACAUGUACAAGGGGAUGGGGAACAAUCGGAACAUGUACAAGGGGAUGGGGAACAACCGGAUCAUGUACAAGGAGAUGGGGAACAACCGGAACAUGUACAAGGGGAUGGGGAACAACCGGGACAUGUACAAGGGGAUGGGAAACAACCGGAACAUGUACAAGGGGAUUGGGAACAACCGGAACAAGUACAAGGGGAUGGGGAACAACCGGAAUAUGUACAAGGGGAUGGGGAACAACCGGAACAUGUACAAGGGGAUUGGGAACAACCGGAACAUGUACAAGGGGAUUGGGAACUACCGGAACAUGUACAAGGGGAUGGGGAACAACCGGAACAUGUACAAGGGGAUGGGGAACAACCGGAAUAUGAACAAGAGGAUGGGGAACAACCGGAACAUGUACAAGGGGAUUGGGAACAUGUACUUGAACCUGUAGACAGAAAAUGA
Molecule: messenger RNA, 2695 nt
Organism: Mizuhopecten yessoensis (Yesso scallop)
Lineage: Eukaryota; Metazoa; Mollusca; Bivalvia; Pectinida; Pectinidae
Exons: 6
Coding region: 119-2695 (858 amino acids)
Source: RefSeq, a predicted model, not a curated record